CCACAAGGUGUACGUCUGUUAUGAGCACAUAUCCCAGGGUUCCCUCUAUUUGAUUGUCUGUCUGCCUGCUAUUCUGUCUGAUAGUCUGACUGCAGUGAUUAUUUGCCCAUAAACGUCCACUCACAAAGGCCUUGGCCAUGACUCCCCUCCCUGUCCCCUUCUUCCUGACACUGCUACAGCUUGCAGUUCUUACCUAUGUCAGUUCUGGGGCGUACUAUGGACACAAGCAACAUCCUCAGCCAUACCAGCCGAUGCAGCACAUCCAACACAUGGGCAAAGAAAGCUUUCCCCAACAACAGUACCUUGGCAAAGAGGCGCCCUAUAUGCAGUACCCCCACUACAGAAAGGACCUACCCCAGAUGCCCAUGCAUAAGGGCAAAGAAAUUGCUCGUAAAGGGGGUGGCUAUGACGGUGGCCAGGACAAAGGUCAGACUAUCCCUAGUGGUGCUGAGGGAAUUCCUCAAGGAGAGCAAGGCCCAGCUGGGUCACCUGGACCAGAGGGACCUGCAGGACCUCCUGGACCUCCAGGUAAUGGACAGCCUGGACCUGUGGGACGACCCGGACCUCCAGGUCCACCAGGAGGGCCUGGAGUGGGAAAACCAGGUUUACCAGGACUGCCAGGCAAGCCAGGAGGAAAUGGUGAGAAUGGACCACAAGGAGAAAUGGGCCUUAGGGGUGAAGAAGGGCCAGCUGGGCAGCCAGGGCCUCAGGGUCCCCCAGGACCACCUGGGCUACCAGGAAUAGGUAAACCAGGGGUGCAGGGAUUUCCAGGCCAACCAGGGCCCAAAGGCGAGCCAGGUCACAAAGGUCUGCCGGGACUACCAGGAUUACCAGGACCCAAAGGAGACAAAGGGAUGGGCCAGCCAGGACAACCUGGUCACAAAGGGCUCCCAGGGACCCCAGGACCUGCUGGCCCCAGAGGGCUGCCUGGUUUUGGAAAACCUGGCUUGAAUGGGGCACCAGGGCCACAAGGACCACCAGGAGAGAAAGGACAUCCUGGAGAACUAGGACCAGCUGGGCCACCGGGUGAAGGAGGACAGCCUGGCCCACCAGGUUUACCUGGUCAAGGAAAGCCAGGUCAAAAUGGCCUGCCAGGGCAACCAGGCAUGCCAGGUGGGAAAGGUCAUCCAGGACCACCAGGUUUGCCAGGAAAGCCAGGACUUCCAGGAUUUGGUAAGCCAGGACUUCCAGGACCAAAGGGUGAUGAUGGUGUGGGUGGGUCACCUGGACUUCCAGGACCAAAAGGAGAUAAGGGCCAUGGAGGACUACCUGGUAUGCUUGGUCCCCCUGGGCCAAAUGGUCCACCAGGUCCUCCAGGUCCUAUGGGAACCCCAGGAGGUUUAGGUGCACCUGGUCCUAAAGGAGACUGUGGAGAAGGAGGACCUAAAGGGCUUGACGGAGCCCAGGGUAGCCCUGGUCCCUCUGGGAUACCUGGUAAGAAUGGUGUGCCUGGAGAGAAUGGAGAGCCAGGACCGAGAGGUCCACCAGGACCAAGUGGUGCCAAAGGAGAUGGUGGGCAUAAAGGUCUACCUGGUAUACCUGGUAAUCCGGGGCUUCCUGGGCCAAAAGGACAACUUGGAUUACCUGGUGAAGUGGGACCUCAAGGACCUAAAGGAAUCCCUGGAAUGGAUGGGAAAGCAGGAUCAAUUGGACCUCCUGGUCUUCCGGGGCCAAAAGGAGAUAGCGGACUACCUGGUCAACCAGGCAUUGCAGGUGAGGGAAAUCCAGGUCUUCCUGGUCCCAUAGGACCCCCAGGGAAAGAGGGCCCAUCAGGACCCCCUGGUCAACCAGGGCAGCCUGGCCUUCCUGGACCACCAGGUCCACCUGGUGUGUCUCCUGACAUGGCUGCUGUGCUCUCUGUGAUGGGCCCUGGACUAGAUGGUGUUAAGGCUGGUAGUUAUGGUAAGAAGGGCAAGUAUGGAGGCAAUGGGGCUGAAGUAAUGGGUGCCAGUGGGUUGGAAAUGCCAGCAUUUACAGCCAUAGUCACAUCUCCCUUUCCCCCUGUGGGCACCCCAGUUGUUUUUGACAAGCUCUUGUACAAUGGUCGCCAAAACUACAACCCCGAGACAGGUAUCUUCACCUGUGACACGCCUGGCAUUUAUUACUUUGCCUACCACGUUCAUUGCAAAGGAGCUAAUGUGUGGGUGGCUUUGAUGAGGAACAAUGAGCCAGUAAUGUACACAUAUGAUGAAUACAAAAAGGGUUUCUUAGAUCAAGCAUCAGGGAGUGCGGUACUACCUCUACAACCUGGGGACACUGUGCACAUUCAGUUGCCCUCAGAUCAGGCCGCAGGACUUUAUGCUGGACAGUAUGUGCACUCCUCCUUUUCUGGUUAUUUGUUAUAUCCGAUGUAAAGCCACACACUGCAGGAAGCGAGAAGCUUCAGUGAAAAGUAAGUGGGAGCAUUUUUUGUAUAAAAAACAUGUUCAUAAACCACCUUAGACUUAGCAUUUUUUUCAUUGUAAAGUCAACAAAAGUCUUGAUCUUGUCAGCAGAGAUGAAAGGAAAAAUUGGAAGUGUGACGGUCUGUAUGUACAGCAGCUUUUAAACUACAUAGCCUUAUAAUUGGGAAAGCAAAUGUGUUUUCUUUUACAGCUUAGAAAAUAUAAAGUAAUGUGUAAAAAGGCAUUCAAAGAAGAACUCAGAUGGCUGCAGAUGUAUUUUCAUACAGAAGAGUGCCAAAAACCUAUAAGAGUGCAAUUUGUACAAACAUAUGAAGGGAACACAGGAAGUGUCAGCAAAAAAAGAUAAAACAAACCAUACAAUUUUGGUAACACAAAGCCACAUAUUGUUCCUGCACCUCUUUAAAACUGGCAGCUACCCCAUGAGGUGAAGAAUGUGAAAUACAGUAGAAAUCAUGACGGAUACAUUAAUUUGGGUAGUCAAUUUAUUUUUUGCAUGCAUACCUUUGUAUAAAUACAGUUUCAUCUCUCCAUUGAUAACAGCAACCAUGUAAUAUGACAUCCUGAGAUUGACAACAGCAUUGAAAUGUUUUUGUUACUUUCUCAAGGUCCCAAGGGGAUUUAAAAAAUAAUUAAAUUAGCAAAAUACAAUGUGGGAGCAACCUAAAAAACUUUCACUUCAGGUGUGUGAAGGCCUUACAAAUACAAGGAACAACUGCUGAUGGUUUUGAACUAUUAAUUGCAAAUAAUAUGCUCACUUAUAGGUGCAGAAAAAUCUGAUGGUCAAAAUGAAUAAUCACAUGCAUGAUAUAUGUUGCUGACGGGCAAUUGCUCACAUGAGUGAGAUUAAAAAAGGAAGAAUAUAACGUUAAUUUUAUGUUUUAAUGUUUUCUUAUAGGUUUAUGGGAUUCAGAAUUUUCUUUUUUACAAAAAUGCAAAGGUCAAAAAACACUAUUUUGCCCUGAACUAUAAAAACCACUCCAUACACUAUAUUAGACAUGACACCACAU
Etheostoma spectabile (orangethroat darter) is the source of this 3412-nucleotide messenger RNA. It is a transcript of the gene col8a1a, whose product is annotated as collagen, type VIII, alpha 1a. Gene Ontology annotation, molecular function: protein binding. The record is from RefSeq and is a predicted model, not a curated record. The transcript is spliced from 3 exons. Lineage: Eukaryota; Metazoa; Chordata; Actinopteri; Perciformes; Percidae. Bases 138 to 2354 code for a protein of 738 amino acids.